This is a messenger RNA of Momordica charantia (bitter melon), 1229 nucleotides long. RefSeq names its product putative membrane-associated kinase regulator 4. The record is from RefSeq and is a predicted model, not a curated record. Gene Ontology annotation, molecular function: kinase inhibitor activity. Gene Ontology annotation, cellular component: plasma membrane. NCBI's taxonomy places the organism in Eukaryota, Viridiplantae, Streptophyta, Magnoliopsida, Cucurbitales, Cucurbitaceae.
CUUUCCUUCAUCAAGCUCUGAAAAGUAGGAAAAAGCAAGCAAAGAGAGAGAGAGAGAUGGCCAUUGGACAAUUCUCAUGUACUUACACAGAGGAUUACAUUGAAAUGGAUAUAAGUUCUUCCAACUUUUGUUACUCGCUGAAUUCUCCGCCUCAAACGAGAGAGUUUGAGUUUCAAAUGAAUUCGGUUUCCCUCGAAAGGGAAGCGGCCAUUUCACCGGCCGAUGAACUUUUCUACAAGGGAAAACUUCUUCCUCUCCAUCUCCCACCUCGCAUACAAAUGGUCCAAAAACUCAUUCAAAACUCCAAUGCACACCACGAGACCACACCUUGUUUUGAAGAAAACUUCCAAAUCUCCUUCAUCUCUAGCUCCUCUGCUUCCUCUGCUAAUGCAAGCAUUUACACUCCUCUUGAGACCUUCAACUUUUCACCCGUCGAGUCGUGCAGGUUCAGUUUCGAGCUAAAACCUGUUGAGCAUUGGACAAAUACCGAAAUGGGAGGCCACCAAAAGCUAAGACAGAAUAAGCAAUCCUCUUUGUUUCAGAAAUUUAAGGCCUCACGAGCAUACGUUCGAUCCCUCUUCAGUAAGUCUGCCUGUACAGAUGAGUCCUGUGCUAAAUUAGCAGAAAAUAGGCCAAAAAGAAAAGAACUAGGCUUUAAAAGAGACCAUUUUACAGCCGCAUUGGUUGACAAAGACAGAGUUAGACAGAGGAGGGCUUCAUUCUCUGCAACUAAACCUUCCUGUUCAUCCUCUGUAUCUUCAUCCGGUUCUUCCUCCUCGUCUUCUUCUUUCUAUUCGAGCUCGAGUGGGUUGUUUGAUCCACAAGUACUGAAGAGAUGCAGCAGUGCGAAUUCGGAGAUGGCACGUUCCAUCGAAGGAGCUAUAGCUCACUGUAAGCAUUCUCAGUUCCUAUGAUUUCACUCAAAGAAAACUAAAACCAAAGCUGGAGAAAUGUUCAAGUCCUUCUCUGCUCAGCAACAAUGACCAAGUGAUGCAAAGAAGGGAAAAAAAAAAGAAAAGAAGAUAAGAGAGAAAGACGGAGCGAAGGAACAACGUCGUGAAACUAUCUAGUUUAUUGUCUGGCUGUAAUGGUGUUGCGUUUAUAGCAGCUAUAUCAGUAAAAGCUCUUUAGUCAUGUCAAGUACUAUUAUGUUCAUUUACUGUAUUCAUUGUCCUCUUCUUUGGCUGAUGUUGUUUGUCAUGAACAAAAAUGAAUUGAGCUGUUAUUCU